Amphiprion ocellaris (clown anemonefish) is the source of this 930-nucleotide messenger RNA. Its product is annotated as T-cell surface antigen CD2. The coding region runs from base 1 to 930 and encodes 309 amino acids. The transcript has 5 exons. NCBI's taxonomy places the organism in Eukaryota, Metazoa, Chordata, Actinopteri, Pomacentridae. The record is from RefSeq and is a predicted model, not a curated record.
AUGAUUGCCAUCUACAUAAUCAUUGCAGUUCUGGCGACAACAGCUCUGGUGAAAGGGUCAAUUGAAUGCAAUUUUUCUGAUUCUACUGAACCUCGUCAGUGUUUUGGAGCAGUCGGAGAGCUGCUGAUUUUCCAUCUGUCAGAUAAAGCCAAUCCUGAGCUUACUUUGUUCAAGGAUGGCAAACAAAGGAUUCUAAAAAUAGACAAACAUGGCAACGUGACGCUCCAUGAAGAGUAUGCAAAUCAGUCUGAACUCACCUAUGAACAUGGAACAUUGAAACUACUUAACACCAUGAAGAUACACUCUGGAGAUUACGAGAUGGAAGAAUUCAGUUCUGAUGGAAAGUUACUGAAAAAAGUCAAAGUUCAUCUAGAAAUACAAGGUCCAGUGUCAAAGCCAGCUGUGUGUCAGACAUGUUUGUCAGCAACACAGAUGCAGGUCAGCUGUUCCUCUGAGGGAGAUAACGUAACAUUUAUUAUGACUUUGGAUGGUCAUUUACUGAUACAAAACAGUGACUGCUACCAGUCCCUGAACAGCUGGGCAGCUGAAAAACUCAAUGUUACCAUCAACCUAUACGGGCAGCUGACAGGAAACGUGAAGUGUCAAGUUUGGAACAAUGUCAGCAGAGAUGAAACAGUUCUUCACCUGUCAAGCUGUGGGGGUACUGUAGGUGUUGCUACAACCUUUCCGGUUGUGACCGUGACUGUGAUUGCUAGUGUUGUCGCACUCUUCGUUCUUCUGGUUUUGAGUCUUGCUAUACUUUCUCGUAAAAAAACACCACAAAUCACCACAACAUGCCCCACAAAUGUUACUGAGGCUGGGAGCCUUUUACCAGAGGAAGUAAGAGUUGCAGUAACCAUCACUGACCACAGGAUGGAGCCAAAGGCCAACACAGGCAGCCAGAUAGUGAAGAAAGGAAACUACCAUUAG